Molecule: messenger RNA, 558 nt
Organism: Peronospora farinosa
Lineage: Eukaryota; Oomycota; Peronosporomycetes; Peronosporales; Peronosporaceae
Source: the annotation of a GenBank genome assembly
AUGUCUCGUUUUUGGAGGAUUGCUGACUGGACCGGCACAGAAUUGGUACCGUCAACUGGGUCGCUCAGUCCGAGGAAACUGGAAGGACCUAAUGCCAGAGUUCAUGAUUCGGUUCUGUGGCACCGGGGUACCGGUCGCCCGCCAGUACUACCAUGCGAAGAAAAGGUCGGAAGAGACCCCGCUGGAUCAUCUGUACCGCCGAAUGUGCUUGGACUCAGGGCGAAGAUGAAGAUUAAGGAUGGGUCGCCCAAGGUUCAGAAGGAUCAUGUCGAUCACUACAUUUUGACGGUGGACGACCCGGAGCUAGCAGACAAGUUGACUAUGUUGCGUCUGGCGGACGUGGAAGAAUUGGAGGAAGUAUUGACAGCAUGUCAGCGGACGAAAGCAAGACGAGGCAAGAUGCUGUUUGGAUCAAACAAGUUUCGUCAGAAGGCACCAACACUACCCGAGAGGCCGAGAGAUAUGAAUCGCCGCUCCAUCAUGCAGUACGGACGCCUCUGGAAGACUCGAGCUCUGAAGAUUGCAGCCCAGACUCUUCGGAGAACGAAGGAGAACUAA